Hippopotamus amphibius kiboko is the source of this 2749-nucleotide messenger RNA. It is a transcript of the gene KCTD11, whose product is annotated as potassium channel tetramerization domain containing 11. Bases 735 to 1433 code for a protein of 232 amino acids. Lineage: Eukaryota; Metazoa; Chordata; Mammalia; Artiodactyla; Hippopotamidae. The transcript has a single exon. Gene Ontology annotation, biological process: positive regulation of neuron differentiation; protein homooligomerization. The record is from RefSeq and is a predicted model, not a curated record.
GAGGACUAAAGCGGCUGCGGCGAAACCCGGGGAAGGCAGAGGCGCCGGGUCCCGAGACUCCCUGCUGCUUCCAUCCGAGUCCUCGGACACUCCCAGGUCGGAUUGAACGUAUAUCUUCGCUCCCCAGCCGAUAUAGAGGCACCUCCGCCAUCGGCUCCGGUCAGCCUCGCCUCCAUCUCCUGGGACCCGCGCCGGAGUCGGGCCAGGCCUCGGACUCGCCCACGGUGACAGUGGUCUGCCCGAGAAGCUGGACCCUUCAGAGUCGGCCUUGUGCUCGCCACCGUCACCUGCUGGUUGGAUUUCGGAAACCCACUGUCUGAAGAGCACAGAAAGGAAUCGCUGACUACCCAGAAUCGGAUGCGUCUGGACCUAAAUCUCCCGUGCCUCUCUGACUUCCCUCUGCUCUUUUCAUCCGUUCUCUCAACCUCUCCGGCAUUUCUGUGCCCGGAAACCGUCCCCCACCACCAAGGUAGCUGGGGUGAGCCCCAAAUCUUGCUGCCUUGUACUCCAACCUGUGCCUUCCACCCAGAGACAGUUUGAACCUUACGACCCAAAUCUACACACACCCAGGAAGUUCUGCCCUUUCUUCUCUUUCGGUGUCUUCGAUACUUCUCAAAAUUUCUCCUCCUCCUGUGCCCUCUUCGCCCCCCUCCUUUGGGGGCCCCGUGACCCUGAAUGUCGGGGGCACGUUAUAUUCCACCACUUUGGAGACCCUGACUCGAUUCCCAGACUCCAUGCUGGGGGCCAUGUUUAGGUCGGGUACCCCCAUGACCCCCAACCUCAGUCCCCAGGGAGGUGGCCACUACUUCAUCGACCGAGACGGCAAGGCCUUCCGGCACAUCCUCAAUUUCCUACGGCUGGGCCGCCUGGACCUGCCCCGUGGAUACGGGGAGACAGCGCUUCUCAGGGCAGAGGCUGACUUUUACCAGAUCCGGCCCCUUCUGGAUGCCCUGCGGGAACUGGAGGCCUCUCGGGGCACCCCGGCAUCCACAGCCGCCCUGCUCCACGCAGAUGUAGAUAGCAGCCCCCGCCUGGUGCACUUCUCUGCCCGUCGGGGCCCCCACCACUAUGAGCUGAGCUCUGUCCAGGUGGACACCUUCCGGGCCAACCUCUUCUGCACUGACCCCGAGUGUCUGGGUGCCAUGAGGGCCCGAUUUGGUGUGACCAAUGAGGACAGGGCAGAGGGAGGCCCACACUUUCAUCUGGAAUGGGCCCCCCGCCCCGCGGAGCUCCCUGAAGUGGAGUACAGGAGACUGGGGCUGCAGCCGCUGUGGACUGGGGGGCCAGGAGAGCGACGGGAGGUGGUGGGCACGCCAGGCUUCCUGGAGGAGGUGCUGCGAGUAGCUCUGGAGCACGGCUUCCGUCUCGACUCCGUCUUCCCUGACCCCGAAGACCUGCUCAACUCCCGAUCUCUGCGCUUUGUCCGGCACUAGGAACUAACAACUGUGAAUGCUGCCCUCAGUUGACUGUGGGGGGGGGAAACAGUGGGUCAGUAAAGGGGGUGAAGGCUCCUGAGGCAUCUUCCUAGCUCUGCUCUGGGAGCUGUGAGAGUCAGGGGCCCCACUGCCCCUGACUGGAGCCCAGAUGUGGGCAGGAAUCCCCAAACCAGAGGGAGCCCACCAAGGGCUCAUGCGACCAGAGGGUCUGGACUGGUGCUAAUCUUGGGAGGGGUGGGGACGCUUCCCUGGCUGGUCCUCACCUGAGCCUGGGGACCUUCAGUGUUUCCUUGCUUGGAGCUCAGUAUUAAGGGUCUGGAAGAGUGGAGGUGCUUCUCUGCCCAGGCUAGGCUUAGCAGAACCGUGGAGGGACAGUGAGGUCUGGGGGAAAGAGAGAUUUUGGAUUGUUCUAAUGUGGUCUCCUGGACUGUGACUUCUCCUGGAGCUGGUGGCCUGGCCUGGCCUGACCAAUGAGAGGUCAGAACACUCUGAAACAUGGGAAGGAAAAAUUCUUUGCUGUGUCCCAAGCCACCACUGAGGGAGACAGAAAGGCUACAUCCCACCCUAGGUUGGCAUAAGGGAGCUAGGAGAACCCCCAUUCACUGGGGCUGGAGCAUCCCUCUGGAGAUCCGAGUGUUUGAAAGGAUCCCAUAUUGAUGGUGGGGCUGGUCACAGGGGAGGAGCAGGGCAUCUUCUUGGGUCCUGGCCAUCCUUCCGUCAUGUGUACGUGCCUGUCAGCCAGUGGGUCUGACUGAUGUGUGGGUCCCUGGCAUCUUGGCUUCCAUCCAUGUUGCUGGAGGUGGUGUCUGUGUGCUGGUCUUUCUGUGGUCUCUGCGUGUCCAGGCCUGUGUGGGGUUGCCCAGCAACUGUUUUGGCACCAGGUGUGUCUGCAGUAUGGGUGUGAGCAGACUGAGAAUUAGUUUAAUCACACGGGGUAUGCGUACACAUGUACUUCACAUCACCACGUAGGCAGGAGGGGCCUGCUGGGCUGUGAGUCACUAGGAUCUGGUGAGAAGUAAGAGAAGGCACGGGGCUUAGCUGGGCCCUGGAGGCCUGUAUAGAACUCUCUGUUGCUAAGGCAACCAUGAGCCUGUUGCUAGGAGAUAGCUGGGGAAGGCCCAAGGCUGCCCAGGGCAAAGAGGAGAUGAACAGCAGAGUCUGAGAGAGUGGGGGAGGAUAUGGAAAGGGAUGGGAUUUCUGGGUCCCUGAGGGGAUGGGAUACUCACAGACAACUUCUUCACUGGGGGAGUCACAUAUUAUUUAUCACUGGUCAUGAUUUACAAGAAGAAAAAUAAAGUUGCUUUUGGAACCAC